AUGGCGUCCGACGGCGUUAUUUUCACAGCGCCUUUGUCCCAGAGUUUUGGAUAUGGAAUUAUCCUAGGUCUGGGGUUUGCAUUUGCACUACUGAUGAUUUUUAUCACUUGGGCUUUGAAACGCUAUCAGAAUGAAGUCCAAACGUCUGAGAUGUUCUCAACCGCAGGCCGGUCCGUCAAAUCAGGACUAGUUGCUGCCGCUGUUGUCAGUAGCUGGACAUGGGCUGCAACCCUUCUUCAGUCAUCUGCAGUCGCAUACAAAUACGGUGUCUCUGGACCAUUUUUCUACGCAUCAGGCGCCACUGUCCAGAUUCUCCUAUUCGCAACACUAGCUAUCGAGCUCAAACGCCGUGCGCCGAACGCACACACUUUCUUGGAAGUCGUCCGCGCUCGAUAUGGAACCCUUGUACACAUCGUCUUCAUAGUCUUUUGCUUGAUGACCAACAUUCUGGUUACAGCGAUGCUGCUCACCGGUGGAUCAGCCGUGAUGACAUCUUUGACUGGAGUUCCUACUGCGGCAGCCUGCUUCCUGCUCCCGAUUGGUGUGGUGCUAUAUACUCUCUUCGGUGGCAUCAAGGCUACUUUUAUUACGGAUUACUUGCACACCGUGGUUAUUCUGGUAGUCAUCUUCCUCUUCGCCUUCUCUGCUUAUGCCACAAACGCCGAGCUAGGAUCGCCAUCAAAGGUGUACGAUGCGCUAGUUGCCGCAUCCCAGCGUCACCCUGUUGAGGGUAAUGCCGAGGGCAGCUACUUAACUAUGCGCUCUAAGGAGGGUGGUAUCUUCUGGAUAAUCAACCUAGUUGGAAACUUCGGCACCGUCUUCUUGGACAAUGGUUAUUACAACAAGGCUAUCGCCGCUAGCCCUGUCCAUGCAUUCCCAGGAUACGUGAUUGGUGGCAUCUGCUGGUUCGCAAUUCCCUGGCUAUGCGCAAGCACAAUGGGCCUCGCAGCGCUGGCACUAGAAGGCUCGCAGCGCCUGAGCUCCAACGACGUGUCUGCCGGACUAGUACUCCCCUUCGCAGCUGUCAAGCUGCUCGGCUAUAGUGGUGCAGUCGCCACAACACUGAUGAUCUUCAUGGCUGUGACAUCCGCAUUCUCUGCGCAGCUGAUCGCCGUCUCUUCGAUCUUCACCUACGAUAUCUACGCCGCCUACAUUGACCCAAGCGCAAAGGGCAAGAGACUUGUCUGGAUUUCGCACAUGUCCUGUAUCGUCUACUCAAUCGUCAUGGCGGCCUUUGCGACGGGUCUCUACUACGCCGGUAUCGGUAUGGGAUAUCUCUACCUGCUAAUGGGCGUUAUCAUCUCUUCCGCCGUCUUCCCUGGUGCCAUGACCCUGCUCUGGAAGGGCCAGAACAAGAUCGCAGCAGCCUUAUCACCACCCCUCGGCCUGGCAGUCUCCCUCAUUGCCUGGCUAGUGACAGCCAAGAAGCAAUACGGAGUCCUAACCGUUGACACCACUGGCGCUAACUACCCCAUGCUUGCUGGAAAUGUCGCCGCCCUCCUCAGCCCAUUAAUCUUCGUCCCACUCCUCACCUACACCUUUGGCUCACAAAACUAUGACUACGGAUCAAUGCGCGCAAUCCGCAAAGUCGACGACACAGAAGUCGCCGCUGCCGCCCACGUCGAUCUCGAACUAGUCCCAGGCGAGGCUGGUCCCACGCAAGCCGAGAGCGAAGAAGAAACACGCCAACUCAACCGCUCAGCAUUAUACGCGCGCACGCUGACAGUCUUUAUGGCAUUUGCUUUCCUUAUCCUCUGGCCGAUCCCGAUGUAUGGGACGUCAUAUGUGUUCAGCAAGAAGUUCUUCACGGGCUGGGUUGUUGUCGGAAUUAUCUGGUUGUUCUUUACUCUGUUUGGUGUUGUGGUGUUCCCACUGUACGAGGGACGGGCGAGUAUUGCUCGUGUCGUGCGGAUGAUGUCGCUUGAUCUUGUGGGGAAGAAGCCUAAGGUUUACCGCGGCACGAGGGAUGGUGGUGAUGAUACGGCUACUCCUUCUGGGGUUGCGACGCCGACGGAGAUGCUUGGAGAGAAGGAUAAGCUGGGCUCGGAGAAGGAGAUCUGA
Molecule: messenger RNA, 2061 nt
Organism: Penicillium griseofulvum
Lineage: Eukaryota; Fungi; Ascomycota; Eurotiomycetes; Eurotiales; Aspergillaceae
Product: sodium:solute symporter family protein
Exons: 4
Coding region: 1-2061 (686 amino acids)
Biological process (GO): urea transmembrane transport; spermidine transport; putrescine transport
Cellular component (GO): plasma membrane
Molecular function (GO): putrescine transmembrane transporter activity; spermidine transmembrane transporter activity; urea transmembrane transporter activity
Source: RefSeq, a predicted model, not a curated record